Lucilia cuprina (Australian sheep blowfly) is the source of this 1590-nucleotide messenger RNA. RefSeq names its product pickpocket protein 19. The coding region runs from base 1 to 1590 and encodes 529 amino acids. The transcript is spliced from 7 exons. Gene Ontology annotation, cellular component: membrane. Gene Ontology annotation, molecular function: ligand-gated sodium channel activity. Gene Ontology annotation, biological process: sodium ion transmembrane transport. The record is from RefSeq and is a predicted model, not a curated record. NCBI's taxonomy places the organism in Eukaryota, Metazoa, Arthropoda, Insecta, Diptera, Calliphoridae.
AUGAUUUAUGAUAAGGAAUUGGUGCGCUAUAAAAACACAAACUUUCGCCAUCCCAAAGGUUUGAUAACCUUUCAGCCACCAACGACCAAGGAACAGCAGCAAGUGAGGCUACAUGAUCGCAUGAUACAACAAAUUAAAUACUUUACCAAUAGUAUUCAUGGUGUUUGUUACAUUUGGGAGAAGGACUUCCGCUGGAAGGAGCGUUUAUUUUGGCUGUUUGUGGUAAUUGCUGCCGUUAUCACUUGCAUUAUCAUGUACAUGUCUCUGGCUAGUCGUCAUAAUAAGCAGCAGAUUAAAACAGUAGUGGAGACUUCACAAAUGCCCAUUUAUAAGAUUAACUUUCCGGCGGUAGCCUUAUGUCCCUGGGAUCAUGUCAAUUGGUUGCGUUAUAAGGCUGCAGAAGAAAAAUUUCUACCACCUUAUCCCGAUAAGAACUUGAGGGAUAUAUUUUAUGAUGUAUUACAGUGUUUGGAUGAUAUGAAUCUGUCUAGACUAGAUCGUUUGGCAUUGUUAAAGAAUCAAACAAUACCCAAAAUUAUAGAUGAAAUACCUCUAUACGAUUUGGCCAAUUUUAUGGCUUUUCGUUGUGAUGAAUUGUUUGUGGAGUGUGUCUAUGAUGACACAGUUUAUGAUUGUUGUAAAAUUUUUGUGGCAGAACGCACCGAAAAGGGCAUUUGCAUGGUGUUCAAUUCAAUGGUGUCGGAGGAGUCAAGAAAGAAAAAGAUAACGGAUGCUUUCUAUCCUUGGAAAAUACGCAAAGCAGGUGAAGGUUCUGGUUUAAAAUUUACUCUACGCUUUAAUAAAACAUAUGAAAGGCAACAAGCUACAACACAAUUUGGCAUCGAUGUCAUGAUUAAAGAGUCCGAUGAAUGGAGUGAAUCGCUUACACAUUUCUUUCUACCCAAUACCAAAAGCUAUUUAGCCAUAACACCCACAAUAACUGAAACUUCCACAAAUACUAGACGUUUGCCUCCACAUAGAAGAAGAUGUAUUUUUGCUGAUGAAAAAUCAAAUCGUUAUGAUCGAAUAGAACGUUUACCGUUUAAUCAAUUAAACUGUUAUGUUAAAUGUCAACAAAAAAAUUUAAUUAAAAUUUGCAACUGUACUUUAACCUGGUUCUUUCCGAAAGCUAACAUAAAGGAAUGCACCGUAUCGGAUUUUCAAUGUAUUUAUGAAAAUAGAGAUAUAUUUACUUAUAUUAAAAAGCCUUUUCAAGAUCAAUAUAUAAUGGAUUCCCGUCGAGGUCUUCUCUGUGAUUGUGUGGAUAAUUGUUAUUCCUUGGUUUACUUAAUUAGUUUAAAUUCCAAUAUGUUGCCAAAUAUUAAUGCCAGUUAUCCUCAAAUACAAGGUGACAUUUAUAUAGGUCAGGGAGUGGUGACAAAAUAUGAAGCUCGUUUGGAUUAUACAGUAUUUGAUUUGAUAGCUCAGUUUGGCGGUAUCUUAGGUCUAUCAUUGGGUGCAUCAAUACUAAGUCUGGCUGAAGUGGUUUAUGCUGGCAUCAAAAUAUUAGUAAUUUUAUUUAUAUCAAAACGUUCACAGGCAAGAAAAAUCAAACCCAAAAAACAUAAAGCUAAAAUACAUAAUAAAUGA